This is a messenger RNA of Spodoptera littoralis (African cotton leafworm), 2238 nucleotides long. The record is from the annotation of a GenBank genome assembly. Lineage: Eukaryota; Metazoa; Arthropoda; Insecta; Lepidoptera; Noctuidae.
AUGACAAAAACCUACAAUGACAUCGAAGCGGUAACACGGCUCUUAGAAGAAAAAGAAAAAGAUUUAGAGCUAACGGCUCGCAUCGGUAAGGAAUUGUUGACUGCUAAUGGUCGUUUGGAAGCACGAGUCACCGCGCUCGAGGGCGAGCUGCGAAGCGCACGGGAUCACAUCACUCAGCUGAGGCACGACCUCAACGCAAAAACAGACUUACUACAGGUUUUGACCAAUGACACAGAGGAGUGCUCAUCUCCCGAGGAGCAGGAGGCUGCUAACGCGGCGCUGCUGCGGAAGCGGACGGGCGCACUCGAGCGGGAGAACCGAGCGCUGCGCGAGGAGGCCGCGCGCCUCGCCGCCGGCGCCGACACCGCAGAGCUGGCUGAACGACAGCUACUUAGGGACAUCGCCAACCAGCUCGCCAGUGCGAAUUCGGAGGCGAGCGUAUUGGGGUCAGAGUUGGUGGAGGAGCGGCAACGUUCGGUGGACCUUCAACAACAACUUGACAAUAUUAAUGCAAGGCUCAUCGUCAGCGAAAGAAAUUAUCAACAGUUAAAUGCCGAGCACGAGCACACGUUACGGAUAUUAGAAAUAACAAAAGAAAAUCAAAAUGCUCUCGCAGCCGAGCUCGCUGACACAAAGGAGCGGUACAUGGAGGUGGCGGCGCACCUGUCGGAGGCGCAGGAGCAGCUGCGCGCGCUGCGGCGGCGCGGCGAGGCGGUGCGCGGCCUCAUGCCCAGCGUCGCCGCCGCCGCCGGCCUCGUGCCGCCCAGUCUGCACCGAGAGAUGCACUCCUCCAUCUACUCCGAGCUCAGCCUUGAUUCUGGCAUCGGCGAUCCUCUCGCACAAUCAAGCAUGCACAAAGUGUUUGAGACCGUGCAGUGUGCAUCGCGAUGGUCGACUCAGUCCGGUCCGUCGCUGCCCGGGUCCGACGUGGCGGACGGUCCGUCGUCCGGCGCGGCCUUCAUGCGGCCGCCUGUCAAACCUUCCAGCGACUCCUUCCUCGAUGACACUUCAGAUACUGACUCGGACGACUUGUAUCCUGGAGGUCCAGGCGUAGGAGUGCCUGGCGCCCCGGGGGCCGCGGAGUUGGCCGCAGCACUGCGCCGCCUCACGCCGCAGGAGAUCAACUCGCGCCGCGCCUCGCUCACUGCUAGCCAUGUCCUAAGGCAGCGUCGGUAUACCGAGCGUGACUCGAGUGAAGAGAGUGCUGUAUGGGGUGCCGGUGCGGGUGGCAUGGCGCGGUUUCGUCCGCCACACAAGCUGCAGAUUGUCAAACCAAUGGAGGGCUCUCUCACCUUACACACUUGGGCUCAACUAGCCAAGCCUUCUAUGUCAGGUUUGUUAGAUGAACAAGAGGGCGUAGGUGUCCGCGGCUCUAGAUCGUCAGGGCUCGGUACACGGCUCUACAGACUGUCAGAUGUCGAGGAAGAUGACGACAUGCCACGCCUACCACAUUCUAGUCACAUUUAUACUUUCGUCAACAGCACGGUGAUGCACCCCAACGACGGCAGUAUGAUGGGCAGCAGCGCCAGCAGCGUGUGCAGCUCCGGCAUGAGCAGCCUCGCCAGCAGCGUGCUGGGCAGCGCCUGGAGCUCGCGCCGCACGUCGCGCCGCUCGUCGGCCGGCGGCUCGCCCGUCCACUCGCGCCGCGACUCCGUGUGUCUGCCGCCCUCGCGCGCGCACUUCACGCCCACGGCCACGCCCGCCAACAGCCCGCUGCUGGGCUCGCCCGACUCCACGCCGCCCGCCUCGCCGCGCCCCGGCGACGCGCCGCCUUCCCUGCACGCUCUCAUCGCCUCGGGCACGUCCAUCCUGCGACGUCGGCAUCUGGCGUCGCCCGGUGGUGACGGCUCGCCCGCACCUAUUGCUCUGCAGACGCCCGGCUCUCUCUACACUGGGCUCAUGCAUAGGAGCCCCAUGGAACAGCUCACGUGCCUCAAACGUACCUUACGCUCGCCGGCUGCGCCGGUAUCCGAAAGACGUCUCGGAGAGCCCGUGGAGCCACCGUUGGGAGUUCCGGCCCACCCUGGGUCUGGCGCCCUGGACACAGCGAGUACAACAGGCGCGCCGGGUUGCUUGCGACGAGCGCCCCGGGCGCGCGCGCCGCGGCCCCGCUCGGACCUGGGCACGGUGGGGUCGAGUGUGCCGGCGCCAACGCCGACGGCGCCGGCACACUCAUCCCAGUCGUCGGCGUUGGGCACGUUGAGCCUACUGUUUGGUCGGAAAGGAGGUCUUCUCUAG